Rosa rugosa (rugosa rose) is the source of this 1631-nucleotide messenger RNA. Its product is annotated as DNA repair protein recA homolog 2, mitochondrial. Gene Ontology annotation, molecular function: ATP binding; ATP-dependent DNA damage sensor activity; single-stranded DNA binding. The transcript has 7 exons. Lineage: Eukaryota; Viridiplantae; Streptophyta; Magnoliopsida; Rosales; Rosaceae. The coding region runs from base 147 to 1355 and encodes 402 amino acids. The record is from RefSeq and is a predicted model, not a curated record. Gene Ontology annotation, biological process: DNA repair.
ACUUGAGAAAAAAAAAAGAAAAAGAAAAAAAAAAGUGCCGACUGUUCGAAUCAGCAGAGCUGCAAUGGCGCCACCACAGCUCAGUGCUUAGAAGACAAAAACCCUAAAACCCUCGAAACCCAUUGUUCACGAGAGCCCAUUACGUAAUGGGUUUACUCAACUCUCCUCCACUCGUCGCACACCGUCUUGCUCUGGCGGCGUUCACCCAACCUCCUCCUCGCCUCUCUUCUCUACUCUCCUCUUUUGUUUCUCCACACACAGGGGGAAGAAGACACACGACGGCGGCGACUUGUAGCGGUGAAUGUGCUACGCUGGAUUAUGAUGAUAAUGACGACGAUGGUAGAGCAAGAGAGAAAGAUGCUGCACUGCAUUUGGCUCUCUCACGGCUUUCUGGCGAUUUCGGGCACGAAUCCAUGUUGUCCCUGCCGCGGUUUUUUCGCUCGAGGCGCGCACCUGUUAUCUCCACUGGCUCCUUGAAGCUUGAUAUAGCUCUGGGGACUGGAGGAUUGCCAAAGGGAAGAAUUGUUGAGAUUUAUGGGCAGGAAGCAUCUGGCAAGACUACGCUCGCACUUCACAUCGUCAAGGAAGCCCAAAAGCUUGGAGGGUAUUGUGCAUAUCUGGAUGUAGAGAAUGCGUUGGACCCUUCACUUGCAGAAUCGAUGGGUGUAAACACAGAAAACCUUCUCAUUUCGCAUCCCAAUUCUGCUGAAAAUGUGCUGAAUGUGGUCGACACUCUGACUAAAAGUGGUUCCUUGGAUGUAAUUGUUGUGGAUAGUGUAGCUGCUCUGGUCCCCCAGUGUGAACUUGAUGUUGCAAUUGGUAGUGCAUACCCAGAUGCUCAGUCAAGAAUAAUGACCCAAGCACUACGAAAAAUUCAUUCUUCAUUAAGCCAUUCUCAAGCACUUGUUGUUUUUAUAAAUCAGGUUAGAUCAAGUCCAAACUCAGGGCAAGGUUUUGGACCUGUGGAUGAGGUCACCUGUGGUGGAAAUGCCUUGAGAUUCUAUGCAGCAGUUCGAUUGAGAAUAAAAAGAACCCAGUUGCUUAAGACUGAGGAUCAGAUUACAGGUCUUGGGAUUUCCGUGCAAGUGGUGAAAAAUAAAUUGGCACUUGCAAUGAAGAAGGCUGAUCUGGGGAUACAGUUUGGUAGAGGGUUAUGCUGUGAAUCUGAGGUCUUGCAAUUGGCUUGCGAACAUGGGGUCAUUGCGAAAGAUGGAAGCAACUACCACAUAGGAAGAAAGGUUUUUAGUAAUGUACAUUCAGCAGAACAGUAUUUGGCUAAAAAUGAUGAUAUUUUGAAUAAGAUAGUUAGGAUCUUGAGGCAAACUUUAUUUGAAAAAGAUAGUCAAUUUAGGUAGACUAGGAUUGAAUCAGCAUUACUGAAAGAUGAAUGAUUUAGUGCCCUAGCCACUUGCAUCCCAUGGCAUGUUGCUGUCUGAAGGAUCUUUGAGAUGACAUUUGCUAUGAGAUGUCUUCCACUUAAGGUGCAUUAAAAAAUUGGAGGAUAAAUGGGGUCCGGGGCAUUCUGAUAUGAAGUUUUCUCCAUUAUUCAUCAGUCAUCCAGUAGGGACAUUUGAGCUCUUCUCUGGUUUGUCUGGAAACUAAACCACCACACAGUUUUACCAAGAAAAUUU